GGGAGGGAGGAGCCAGGAGGCGCCCUCGCCUGGUUGGCCUAGGAGCUUCGCUGUUCCGACGUGAGCUGUCUAGUGGAUCUCGGAUGAGUGGAUCUCCGAUGAGAGCUAGUGGAUCUCCCUCAGCUCAGACGCGAUCUCAGAAACGCAGAGCGCGCGCCCAGUAGGACGCAGCACCGGAGAAGUCUGUCUCCUUGCAGUUGCCCCGUCGCACAGCUGCACCGAGGUGGCUGAGGUCCCUGGCGCUGUGCAGAGCAGAAAAAAGAUCCUCGUUGCUUCUUCCACUGGCACUUCCGUAACAACCAGGAGAGAAAUUCACCUUUUUGGUGUCGGGGCUCCUUUUCGUGGGCUCCACUGGGACUUUGUUCAAAGUCAACAAAAGCUGUCAUUGGAGUCCCUGACCCUGGGGCGACCAGGCGGGACAGAGGCAAGACGCCGUGAGUCAGCGCGCCCCGCUAGGCGCCGCCCCGGACCGGGACGGUGCCACAAAAAAGGCGCAGCCGGGGCGGAGUCGCCGCGGGCGGGUCCUGCGCACUUCCCGGGCUGGCCGGGCUGACGGCUCGGUGGGCAGACGUGGGCCAUGGCCGGCGAGGCGGCGGGGCCGGGGGCCGAGCCGCUGGCCUUCCCGCAGUGCUGGGACCCGAGCGCGCCGCGCCUUGCCCGCGGCUACGGCCAGCGCAGCCUGCGCGAGCUGCGCGAGAGCGAGUUCGGCCGCCUGGCAGAAACUAUCUAUCUUGACCAUGCAGGAGCCACCUUGUUCCCCCAAAGCCAGCUCACAAACUUUACUAAGGAUCUCAUGGAAAAUGUUUAUGGUAAUCCUCACAGCCAGAGCAUCUCAAGCAAGCUCACCCAUGACACUGUGGAGCAGGUGCGUUACAGGGUUCUGGCACACUUUCACACCACGCCCGAGGACUAUAGCAUGGUUUUCACAUCCGGGAGCACAGCUGCCCUCAAACUGGUGGCAGAAGCCUUUCCUUGGGUGUCCAGAGGCCCAGAGAACAGCAAGAGUCAGUUCUGUUACCUCACUGACAACCACACCUCUGUGGUAGGCAUGAGGAAGGUUGCCGAGGCCAUGGACAUCACAUCCACUGCAGUCAGCCCGGAGGACAUGCGGGCAGCCGAGGAACGGGGUGCUGUGGCCUGUGACCCUGACUGCCAGCUUCCACACCUCUUCUGUUACCCAGCCCAAAGUAACUUUUCGGGAACUAGAUAUCCCCUCUCCUGGAUAGAGCAGGUCAAGUCUGGGCGGCUGGGCCCUGUGGAUGUGCCUGGGAAGUGGUUCGUGUUGCUGGAUGCAGCCUCUUACGUGAGCACCUCCCCUUUGGACCUGUCGGCUCACCAGGCAGACUUUGUCCCCAUCUCCUUCUACAAGAUCUUCGGAUUCCCCACUGGUUUGGGUGCUCUGCUGAUCAAUAAUCGCGUGGCUCCAUUACUGAGGAAAAGCUACUUUGGAGGUGGGACCGCCGCUGCCUACCUUGCGGGAGAAGACUUUUACGUCUCGAGGCCUUCGGUGGCUGAAAGGUUUGAAGACGGCACCAUCUCAUACCUUGAUGUGAUAGCAUUAAAGCAUGGAUUUGAUGCCCUGGAGCGCCUCACAGGUGGCAUGGAGAAUAUUGCACAGCACACCUUCACACUGGCUCGGUACACCUAUGCCACCCUGUCAUCUCUUCGCUACUCAAAUGGAGCCCCAGUGGUGCAGAUUUACAGUGACUCUGAGUUCAGCAGCCCUGAAGUUCAGGGUCCAAUCAUCAAUUUUAAUGUGCUGGAUGACAGCGGGAACAUCAUUGGUUACUCCGAGGUGGACAAAAUGGCCAGCCUGUACAACAUCCACCUGCGAACUGGCUGCUUCUGUAACACAGGGGCCUGCCAGCGGCAUCUGGGCAUAAGCAACGAGAUGGUCAAGAAGUAUUUUGAGGCUGGUCAUGUCUGUGGAGACAAUAUUGACCUUGUAGAUGGGCAGCCCACCGGCUCUGUGAGGAUUUCCUUCGGGUACAUGUCCACAUUUGAGGAUGCCCAAGCAUUUCUCAGGUUCAUCAUAGCCACUCGCCUGGGCUCACCAGGUGACCAGCAUGUCCCUCAGGCUAGCACUGAGGAGGCCAGAACCCCAUCUGCAGAGGGGAAAGUGCAGGACAUGCUCACUGCCGCUGGAAGAGAUUGUAUCUCACUUCAGAAAGGCAUGGACUCUGGGGUUUGGAACAACUCCAGCUCCACUAUGAAUACCAUGAGUUUGUGCCCCACUCUGAGCAAGACCACCAACACCCAGCAGACUCCUACAGAGGAAGCUGCAGGCAUCCUGCCUGGGGACCUUGGGCCACACAGUGUCACCAACCUUUACCUCUAUCCCAUCAAGUCCUGUGCUGCAUUUGAGGUGACCAGGUGGCCCGUAGGAAACCAAGGGCUGCUGUAUGACAGGAGCUGGAUGGUUGUGAACCACAAUGGCAUUUGCCUGAGUCAGAAGCAGGAGCCAAGACUCUGUUUGAUCCAGCCUUUCAUCAACCUGCAGCAAAGGAUCAUGGUCAUCAAAGCCAAAGGGAUGGAGCCCAUAGAGGUGCCUCUUGAGGAAGAUAAUGAACGGAUUCAGAUUUGCCAAAGCAGAGUCUGUACAGACAGGGUAAAUACAUAUGAUUGUGGAGAAAAAAUUUCGAGCUGGUUGUCCAAGUUUUUGGGCCGUCCCUGUCAUUUAAUCAAACAAAGUUCAAACUUGCAACGAAAUGCAAAGAAGAAACAAGGAAAAGAUCAGCCUGUUGGCAUAACAGCCACCCUUUCCUUGGUGAAUGAGGCACAGUACCUGCUAAUAAACACAUCGAGCAUUCUGGAACUUCAUCAGCACUUGAACACCAGUGAUGAGAAUGGAAAGGAGGAAUUAUUUCCAAUGAAAGAUCUCAUCUCACGUUUCCGGGCCAAUAUCAUCAUGAGUGGAACAAAAGCAUUUGAAGAAGAGAAAUGGGAUGAGGUCUCAAUUGGUCCCUUGCAUUUCCAGGUUAUGGGGCCUUGUCAUAGAUGCCAGAUGAUUUGCAUCAACCAGCAGACUGGGCAACUAAACCAAGACGUUUUCCAAAAACUUUCUGAGAGUCGCACAAGAAAGGUGAAAUUUGGCGUGUACCUGAUGCAUACCUCUUUGGAUUCAUCUUCUCCAUGUUUCCUGUCUGUGGGAUCCCAAGUGGUCCCUGUGCUGAAAGAGAAUGCAGGACACCAUGAUUGACUUCCUUCUGACAAAUAACAGGAUCUUGUCUGCUAAAAUAUUUUUUCCAAAAUGCAUUAAAGUUUCCCUUUUCUGAUGACUUCCACUGUUAUAAAGAUCAGAAUACAUUUGGUCUUUGAAGCAGGGCGGUUCUUCUCCUUUGGAAGUAGAGCACACUCUCCUCUGGUUCUGCUGACUUCUCUCUCAAGUUUGCACUGGCCAUGCCAGAGGAGCAAUUCCAAGGCCUCAGGAUUCAGUGCUGUGUCCCACCCAGCGAGGCUCCCAUAUGAAUCUGAAUUAUGAUUAGUUGUGUUCAGAUGAGAUUUUGUGUGGUGUGAGGUGGAGUCUCACUAUGAUGGGGUCUGGCCUUGAAUCCUGGGACUUAAGUGAGCCUCUUGCCGCAGCAUCUCUAGUAGCCAUGACUACAGGCGUGCACCAGCUUCAGAUGGAAUUUUGAAUGAAGCUCACUGGGACUGUUUAACCAAGUACAGGUUUUUAAGUUUUUUAUUUGGCCAUUUUUUCCCAAAUCUUUAGGAUCUUUCCAGCCCCUUCCUGUGGAGGAAGGGAGUCUGUGCCUACUGAUUUUUUUUUUAAAGACAGAAUCUGUCUGUGUAGUACAAGAUGAUCUUGAAGUCACUAUUUAGCACAGACUGGCCUCAAAUUCAUGGAGUGCUGGGAUUACAGGCAUGAGCCAUGCACAUGCCCACUGAUCCUGAUGGUAUGAGAAGGUGGUGUUCUCUUCCAGUGUACUUGGUCUGGAUGGGUUUGUGCACAGAGUCCUGGACUUAUGACUGUAUUCCUAGAGGGGCAUUUCCACCUGGAUAUUUAUAUUCUGAACAAAAGCAUGAACCAGCAAACCCCUCCCCUUGUUUCCUGUCUUUUGACCCUUUCUGAGUUGGCACACCGAGGUCUGCUUACAAGCCUGAAGUCACACUCAGCACUGGCUGAUGUAAGCAGUUGUCCUUCCUUCCACAAGCCCACUGACUGCUGUUGACCAGCUGCCCAAGUGCCUCUCCAUCAGUCCAGAGAGGAGCCCUGGAGUUCAGGGGUGCCAUCUGCACCACCUCUGAUCAGGGCUCCUGAAGUUGAAAUGUUGAGUGCUCAAGCUCACUCUCUAAUGAAGCGCUCCGUCCCAUGGAGUUUCUAGAAUGUUUCUAGCUUGGAUCUGCCUCCUGGGACUCCCAGCGCUGUCUCAGGAGAAAUGAAGAGGGAGCAUGUCCACACUGCCAGUGUCCUCCUGAAGUGUGUGGUCCAUGUGUGAACCCACUCCUUCUGCACCUGCAGCCUGGAUUGUCUGCCGCUCUUCCCCAGGCCCCUGCCUGCCACUGCCCACGGCACCAUGGUGUCCCUGCUGCUCUGUUGUUUCCCACACCAGGCUCAGGAUUCCUGGCUCAUCUGUUCAGAGCUCAUGGGAUUUGGAGUCAGUCUGUUGCAUCUUCUCAUUUGUAGGACCUUACAUUGUUCCUCGCACCCUGUGGGGUGAAUAUGCACUGUUCUCCAGGAUUGCUGAAAGGAGCUGUGCUUUGUACCCUCAUUUGGUGUGAGGAAUUAAGUGGAAGAAGUAAGCUCCAAUUCAAUGGUUCCUGAGUUCAGGAAAGAGGAGGCAAAUGCACACUGCAACAAGGUCCAAGACCUUGUGUUGAAAGGUGUGGCCCACUGAAUAUGAUGGAAGCCACGUCAGAAACAUGUUCUGCAAAAAUGAGACUGCCCACAUCAUCAGCAUAUUGUCAGGUACCAAAGACUAAAAAAAAUUGUAAACUUUCACUCAUGUCACCUUUUUGUAGCAUGACUUGUACUUGUGUGACUGGUUUCAGACAGUUCAAUGUAAACUCUCUCUUCAAAGCACAAUUGUAUAAUUAUCUACUUAUAAUUAUUGAUUUCAUACCAAUCUGUCUCUACUAAACUGUAAGGUCCAUCAGAUCAGGACUUGUUCCUGUUUGGGUCAGGUAAUAGGUGCUCAGUAAAAUUUGUUGCCUAAGAAAAGCUGGCUGAGUAAUUUAAUUCAUCAACUAAGCUUACUUGUUCUAUUAAUUUGAAUUAAACUGCCAUAGUUUGGAUCUGAUAAGUCCCUCAAAGGCUAAUACGUUAAGGACUUGGUCUCCAACAUGGUGUUGUUGGGAAGUGGUGGGAACUUUGGGAGGCAGGUCUACAGGUCCCUGGAAGCGUCAGCCUGUGGAGGAGAUUAUGGGGCUGUGGCCCCUUCCUUACAUUUGGCUCCCUGGCUGUGAGGCGAGGGACUUCGCUCUACCAAGCAUUUCUCCCAUGAUGUGCUCCCUUGCCAGAGGCCCAAAGUAUCAGGGACAACCAACUGCGGACCAUAACCUCCAAAACUCUGAGCCAAAAUGAAUCUUAGGUGGGGGAUUUAGCUCAGCGGCAUAAGCGCCUUCCUUGCAAGUGUGCGGUCGUGAGUUCGAUCCCUGGUACCGAUAAAAAUGAAAAAGACCAAAAAAAAAAAAAAAACCUAUAAGACAAAAUGAAUCCUUUUCUCUUCAUAAGUUGGUGAUCUCAGGUAUUUGUUACAGUAACUGAAAGCUCAGUGACACACAGACCCAACCCACAAUGGAAGCUUCACACAGGAGGCAUGUUUGGUGAAGGUCAUCUCGGAGGGUGUAAAGGCACAGGUUAGCACACUGGCAAAGGCUUGGCUUGAGAAGUGCUGCCCAUGAAAACCGACACAUUAAAAUCUUCUGUGUGGUGAGAAGGGCCAAUGAAAAGCCUGACUUGCAAGGGUCAAACAUUAUGUCAGGUGUGGGAGGCCGAGGCAGGAGGAUGUCAAGUUUAAGCCCAGCCUGGACAAAUUACUGACUUAGUGAGACCCUGUCUCAAAAUGAAAAAGGGUUGGGGAUUUGGUCAUAGUUCACUGUGAAGGCCUUGGGUUCAAACCCCACUAUUGCUACUACUAAUACUACUGAUACUACACACACUCACACACACACACACACACACACACACACACACACACACACACACAGUCCAAGAGUCAAAAGUUAGUGGUGGAAAAUAUCCACAAAUGAAAUUAAAUCAAAGAGGAAUAAUGAGAUAGAAAGCAAUAAAAUGCAAGGUUGAGAAAGUUCACAUAAGACACUGAGGAAGCAAAGCACAAGGUCAUGGAGUCCAGGAGAGGAGGGCUCCUGAGUAGGAGCUGCCGAGGACGAGGCUGCAGUGAGCGCUGGCGGGACCUGACCAGGUUGAGCUGUGGGACGCUGUUCCCAUGCACUUUGUCCUGCAAGUCUGGGAACCCUGAGAAUUGUGGGUUCAGCUUUCCAGAGGAGGAAUCUGAGAUUCAAAGUGUUGAAGGAAUUUACACAAAUCUGUGUUACUGGUAAAGACAAAAGUGUCAGCCUGUGCAUGUAAAAUUAUACUGCUUGUUUCUAAUUUUUUAUUGCUGCUGUAAAGAAAUAUGACAUUUUAGUGUGUUGAUCUUAUAUCUGCAACUUCGCUAAACUACUGGUUUGUCCUAUGCAUUUUUAAAAAAGAUUUCCUUGGAUUUUUUGACUACGCAAUCAUGUUAUCAGUGAAUAUAUAUAAUUUUUUUCUUUUGAAUCUCCAAAGUUUAUUACCUUUUCCUGUCUUUUUGCUCUGGCUAUAAUCUCUAGAACUAUAUUGAAUAAAAGUGGGCAGUCUUGCCUUUUCCCAAUUUGGGCAGUACAGGUAUUCAGCCUUUCACUAUUAAGAUGAUUUAGUUGUAGAGUUCUUCUAGUUCUGUUUGUGUGUUUGUUUGUUUUGAGACAGGGUCUCGCUAUGCAGUUGAGCUCAGGACAGUCCUCCUGCCUCAACCUCAUGAGUGCUGGAAUUAUAGGUGUGCAUCACUGUUCCUGGCUUCUAGUUCUUUACUGGGUCAAAAAAGUUCCCUUCUGUUGCUGGGCUGCUGAGUAUUUUAUUUUUGUUAUGAAUUUUUACUUUACAGCAUCCACUGGUGUGACUAUCUGGAUUUUCUUCUGUGCAUGGUUAUUACUAUGGAAGAUUGCACUAAUUUGAUUUCCAGAUAUUGAAACUUACAUUUCUGAAUAAGCUCCAUUGGUCCUAAUAUAUUUUUGUUUUUAUGUAGUCCUAGGUUUGAUUUUUUAAAUAUUUUGUUGAGAUCUAUGUUCAUAAGAAUAUUAGUCUGUCAGACAUGGUGGCAUACCUUCUAAAAGCAAAACAAAAUAAUAAAAUAAAAAUGAUA
Cavia porcellus (domestic guinea pig) is the source of this 7343-nucleotide messenger RNA. RefSeq names its product molybdenum cofactor sulfurase (gene Mocos). Bases 578 to 3199 code for a protein of 873 amino acids. Lineage: Eukaryota; Metazoa; Chordata; Mammalia; Rodentia; Caviidae. The record is from RefSeq and is a predicted model, not a curated record. The transcript has 15 exons. Gene Ontology annotation, biological process: Mo-molybdopterin cofactor biosynthetic process. Gene Ontology annotation, molecular function: pyridoxal phosphate binding; molybdenum ion binding; molybdenum cofactor sulfurtransferase activity.